UGGAUUUUCCAUAUGGCCACACAAUCAGCUGUUGUUCUGCCCGAAACAAUUGUCAAAAAUUAGCGGAAGCGUCUAAAUAAAUUUGCGAAAUGCUUUUCUACUCAUUCUUCAAAUCCCUUGUGGGCAAAGACGUUGUGGUCGAGCUAAAAAAUGACUUGAGCAUAUGCGGCACAUUGCACUCUGUGGACCAAUACUUGAAUAUCAAAUUGACUGAUAUUAAUGUGACAGAUCCCGAUAAAUACCCGCAUAUGUUAUCUGUGAAAAAUUGCUUCAUACGCGGCUCCGUCGUGCGGUACGUACAACUGCCAGGUGACGAGGUGGACACACAAUUGUUGCAGGACGCGGCACGCAAAGAGGCUGUAGUGAGCACGAGAUAAAAUAAAUACAUUUCCAAUGUAGUUUAUAAACACAAGUAUAUGUAUAUCGGUUCAAUAAUAUUUAAAGUGCAUAAUUUUGUAA
Bactrocera dorsalis (oriental fruit fly) is the source of this 459-nucleotide messenger RNA. Its product is annotated as U6 snRNA-associated Sm-like protein LSm2. The transcript is spliced from 3 exons. Gene Ontology annotation, cellular component: U4/U6 x U5 tri-snRNP complex; P-body; U6 snRNP. Bases 90 to 377 code for a protein of 95 amino acids. Gene Ontology annotation, biological process: mRNA splicing, via spliceosome. The record is from RefSeq and is a predicted model, not a curated record. NCBI's taxonomy places the organism in Eukaryota, Metazoa, Arthropoda, Insecta, Diptera, Tephritidae. Gene Ontology annotation, molecular function: RNA binding.